Messenger RNA from Stegastes partitus (bicolor damselfish), 8017 nucleotides. RefSeq names its product neuron navigator 3 (gene nav3). The transcript is spliced from 41 exons. Lineage: Eukaryota; Metazoa; Chordata; Actinopteri; Pomacentridae. Gene Ontology annotation, biological process: neurogenesis; nervous system development. The coding region runs from base 179 to 7525 and encodes 2448 amino acids. Gene Ontology annotation, molecular function: ATP hydrolysis activity; protein binding; ATP binding. The record is from RefSeq and is a predicted model, not a curated record.
AGUCUGAGAGGCAGCUGCUGUUUUUUUUUUUCUUUUUCUUUUUUUUUUUAUUCAGUUUUUCCUUCCCUUCUUGUGCCAGACAUCAGUAGGAGACACUGCAGACUCCUUUUCAUCACAGUUCUUUUUGGACCUCACUCCCACUCCUGUGUUGUUAUUUUUUUGUUGCCUGGGAAGUACCAUGCCGGUAGUUGGCGUAGCUUCCAAGCUCAGGCAACCCUCGGCGGUGGGCACCAAGCCGGUGCACACCGCUCUCCCCAUCCCCAGUGCGGUCAGGGCGGCCACCUCGCAGGGCUACAUGGCCCGGCAGCAGGAGCUCAGGGCAAGCGAGGGCACCCCGGGGCUCUCCUGCCAGCUGUCAAUCAAGUCCGAGUACCAGCAGGAGAGGACACCCGAAGUGAAGUCCAGAGCCGAGACGGAGGAGAGCAAGAUCUGCAAGAUUUACACAGACUGGGCCAACCACUACCUGGCCAAGUCUGGCUGUCCACGCCUCAUCAAGGACCUGAGCCAGGACGUCACCGAUGGAGUCCUGCUGGCACAGAUCAUCCAGAUCAUAGCGAAUGAGAAGGUGGAGGAUAUCAAUGGCAGCCCCAGGAGCCAGUCGCAAAUGAUCGAGAAUGUGGACGCCUGCCUCAGUUUCCUGGACGCCAGAGGAGUGAAUGUACAAGGGCUCUCAGCAGAAGAGAUCAGGAAUGGCAACCUAAAGAGCAUCCUGGGUCUCUUCUUCAUCCUGUCGCGCUACAAGCAGCAGCAGCAGCAGCAGCAGCAGUACUACCAGUCGCUGGUGGAGCUCAGCCAGCAGACCAGCAGCACCGCACCGUCCGCCGGCAGCCACAAGACACAAGAGAUGCAGUCCAGUCUCACAGCACGAUAUGCAAGUCCGCCGGGCCACAGUGGAAUAGGGUCGCCACAGAAGAAAAACACAAGGUUACCAGGGCCCUCCAGAGUACCUGCUGCAGGCAGCGGGGCCUCCAGGAGCCCAGGCUCAUCCAACCUCAACCGUCGGAGCCAGAGCUUCAACAGCAUCGACAAGAGCAAGCCUCUUCAGUAUGCCAGCGGCAACGAUAGAGAGGCGGUGAGGGGCAUCCCGGUACCCAGCGGGAUGAAUGGGAGUGGCAUCGUCGGGAUGGUUCCCACCAGCCUCAGUGGGCAGCAGCUGGCCUCUGCCAUCCCUUCACCCACAGCUGGCAAGUCGUGGCGCAGCAAGUCCAUGAACCUCAAGCACAGCGCAACUUCAUCCAUGCUGGCAAGCCCUACACACACACCUUCCACCACCCCAUCACCUCAGGCCCCGGAAGGCCUUCUGCCACAUGGAGGCGAUGGGUCAAAAGUAGGCUCAGGUGUUGCACCUCCUCAGAGGUCAAUGUUAGAGAAGUUCCGCCUCAUUAACCCCAGAUCCGCUUCAAGAGCAUCUCCAUCUAUGGCGGAAAUGGCUCUGCAGGAAGAAGAUGACCUGUCGGAGUAUGGUGAAGAUGGAUUGACGCCCACGGGGUCAGUGUGCAGCAGUGGCAGUAGCAGUGCUACAGCCAAACAGAUGCCAACAAAGACCCCUGCAUCAUCCCUCACUGCACCGAGCAAAACGUCCUCAUCCUCCUCUUCAUUCUCAAAAGCUUCUGCAAAUGGCAGCAGGUCCAUGGCCCAGAGCAAAGACAAGGAGGACAAAAACAGGUCUGGGAAAUCUGGGAAGGACAACUCUCCGCCUAAAGAGGAGCGUGAGUCAUUUGCCGACUCCAGCAAGAAGUCGUCCAAAAUCGCCAGCCUCAUCCCCAAAGGAGGGAAGUCAUCAUCGGGAAAGAAAGAUGGUGGUGCCUCCUCGGCUUCCACUGGCAUCCCAAAGCCAGGACUUAAAGCUCCCUCCACAACAACGGCAAAGCCUCAGGGUCAGUCCCAGACCCAAAACCAGGCCGCCUUAAACAGCAGCGGCAACAUGCGGGCAGGAGAGGGGGAGAGAGCCAAGAUGACUAAAGGAGGACAAGGUGGGAGUUUUUACAUACAGCGCUCCACUGGUGGCCCAGAGGGCAAACGGACCAGCAUGACCUCGUCCACCAGCACCUCAGCUCUGUCCGGGUCCAGCGGGAUGCUCGGAGGAGGAGGAGGAGGUGGAGGUGGAGGUGGAGGCGCACUCGGAGGAAAUGGAGUAGUUCAGCUUCCUCAGCAGCAGCAGCACAACCACCCCAAUACUGCCACGGUGGCCCCCUUCAUGUACAGGACAUUCUCAGAAAAUGACUGCACCAUGGUGGCCCCAGCCGACCCCUGCCUCAGCCCCACCAAGGGAGAGCUCGUCUACAGCAAGACAGCCAAACAGUGCCUGGAGGAGAUAUCAGGAGAGGACCCUGAGACAAGACGUAUGAGGACAGUGAAGAACAUCGCUGACCUGCGGCAGAACCUGGAAGAAACCAUGUCCAGUCUACGGGGGACACAGAUCAGUCACAGUACGCUAGAAACAACCUUCGACACCACGGUAACCACUGAGGUCAAUGGACGCAGCAUGCCAGCCCUCGCAUCACGCUCCUCACCCAUGGCCUGGCGUCUGGGCCAAUCACAAACCCCACGUCUCCAGGCAGGCGACGCCCCCUCAAUGCCCAGCGGCUACGCUGCGCCCAGGGCGAGCACAACGGGCGCUGGCACCACUACAGGGCGCUACAGUGGGCACGCCGACCCCUCCAGGUUUGUGUACAGCGCCCCCCUGAGGCGAGCAGCAGCGGCAGGGGCUAAGGGGGCGGAGCAGGGUGAGAAGGGAGAAGGAGGGCUGCAAGGAGGGAAGCAGAUGGAGGUGGCAGGGUACUUGAGUGAUGGGGACAUCCUAGGGAAGAACAGCCGGAUGGAUGUGAUCACCAGCGGAUACCUAACAGACGGUGGUCUCCAUCUGUAUGCAAGGAACACAGGCCGAUCCUCAGACGUGGCCUCUUCUCGGGAAACAUCCCAGAGAGGAAGCAAGGAGAUGCAGGGUGACAUAGACAGUUGGGACGACAGCAGCUCGGUGAGCAGCGGCCUCAGCGACACAUUGGACAACAUCAGUACUGAUGAUCUGAACACACCCGCGUACUCCGCCGUCAGCUCGUCACGCAAAAGCAAGGGAGCACAGUCCCAGAAAGGAAGCCGGUCCAAGCAUGCCGAGCAGGAGGUGAGCAGCAGCUGGGCCGGAGCCGAGGACCUGAAGAAGGUGGAGGAGGAGCUGGACGCAAGCAUGGAUCCCAGCAGUGGCUCCUCCCGCUGGAAGACUUCCUCAUCUUCCUCUUCCUCCCAAACCCAGGGCCAGUACGAGGACGCCGGUCAGAAGGCGGCUGCGCUGGCCCAGAUGUCCCAAACAGGUUCAUGGAGGAGGGGCAUGACAGCGCAAGUGGGCAUCACACCACCCAGGACCAAGGGUACGUCUGCCGCCCACAAAACACCAGGCAAAACUGAUGAUGCUAAGGCCUCAGAGAAGGGCAAGGUGCCUUCCAAGAGUUCAGCUAGCAUCCAGCGCUCACCCUCGGAUGCCGGGAGAAGUAGCGGAGAUGAAGGCAAGAAGCCCCCUUCUGGCAUUGGGCGCCCCCCCACCACAGGCUCCUUUGGUUACAAGAAGAUCCCAGGUCCCACUGGCACACUAAUCACCUCUAGUGGUGCAACACUCGCCAGCGGCUCAGCCACCCUUGGAAAAGCGCCCAAAUCCUCAGCUGCCCUCGGCAAAGGCACAGGCAUCAGCGGUGUGCGCAAGACCAGCUUGGAUGGCUCACAGCCGCAGGAUGAUGGCAUUCUGCUCAGCUGCAGUGGCUCCAAAGUGACCCUGCAGUACCGCUCUCUACCCAGACCAGCCAAAUCCUCCAGUGGGGUGGCAGCGGGGCGCAGCGGGCACCGCUCCAGCUCCAGCAGCAUCGACUCAAACGUCAGCGGCAAGUCGGCUGGUGGGGCAACAACACAAGCAGGUGCCAAACGCAGGGAUGGAAAAGUGGGCUCAGACCGCUCAAGUCCCAUCACCAUCAACCAGACAGAUAAAGAGAAAGUGGGAGUGUCAGAUCAAGACCCAGCAGCAGGACUAUCCACCUCCCCCAAGUCCAGCCCCACGUCCACUUCCACAGGCCAGUCAGGCCUCAGGCAGCCAGGCUCCAAGUACCCCGAUAUUGCUUCUCCUACCUUCCGCAGAUUGUUUGGCACCAAAGCCAGCAGCAAGGCCAGCUCUCCGGGCACGCCCGACUCUGGCAAGUGCCCCUCAAUACUGGGCAGCCCCCACGGCACGCUGGCAAGGCAAGCCAGUCUGGACUCGCCCUCCUCUGGCACGGGGAGCCUGGGUAGCGCUGGCGGCCUGAGCGGUGGCAGCAGCCCACUGUACGGUAAAACCCCAGAUCUGUGCACUGACUCCCCAGCCUCCAGCCCGGCCUCUGGCCUCUCCCUGCCCUCCAACGCUCGGCCCUGGCCUGCCUGUAGCUCAUCAGCUGGCAGCAAGGACACACUGAGCUGCCAAAGCAUGACCAGUCUGCACACCAGCUCUGAGUCCAUUGAUAUGCCGCUGGGCCACCAUGGGCCCAAGGUUACACGAACCGGCAGUGUCAAGUCCACCCUGUCUGAGGGCAUGCCUCUUGACAGAAACACGCUUCCCAAAAAGGGACUGAGGUACCCUCCGUCCUCCCGGCAGACAUCUCAUGAGGAAGGGAAGGAGUGGUUGAGGUCUCAUUCAACGGGAGGCCUUCAGGACACUGGCAGCCAGUCUCCACUGUCUCCCCCAGGUGCUUCCUGCACUACCACUGGAAAAUACCACUACUCCAACCUAUUGAGCCCCACCAACAUCAGCCAGUACAACCUGCCACCAGGCAGCAGCAGCAUGAGCCGCUCCAACAGCAUCCCUGCCCAGGACUCCUUUGACCUGUAUGGAGAAGGUCACCCACUGGGUGGCAGUGCAACCUCCCUGGAGGACAGACCGAGAGCCAUCAGCCGCUCUGGCUCCUUCAGAGACAGCACUGACGAAGUCCACGGCUCGUCGUUGUCUCUGGUCUCCAGCACAUCGUCAUUGUACUCUGCGACGGAGGAAAAAGCACACUCAGAGGGCCAAACAGUCCAAAAUUCCACGCAAAUCAGAAAGUUACGUCGGGAGCUGGACGCCUCUCAGGAGAAGGUGGCGACCCUGACGUCUCAGCUGGCUGCCAACGCUCACCUGGUGGCAGCCUUCGAAAAGAGCCUGAGUAACAUGACCUGUCGCCUGCAGAGCCUCACCAUGACCGCUGAACAAAAGGAAUCUGAGUUGGCUGAGUUGAGGGAAACGAUUGAGAUGCUGAAGACUCAGAACACAGAUGCCCAAACGGCUAUCCAGGUGGCACUAAAUGGCCCGGACCACCUCCACAAAGACCUGCGGAUUAGACGGCAGCACUCGUCAGAAAGUAUGUCCAGUAUUAACAGCGCAGCCAGUCACUCCAGCAUGGGCAGCUUGGGCAAGGACGCUGAAGACAAAAAGAAGAAGAAGAAGAGCUGGGUGGCUGAUUCCAUCCCAGCUCAGCUCCGCAGCUCCUUCAAGCAGGCGUUCAGCAAGAAGAAAACCAAAUCCCAGUCGGCUCAUGAUGAGAUGGAGGAGAUGACUGACUCUCUGCCAUCCUCGCCCAAACUGCAGCAUGACAACAGACAAGGCAGCAUUGCCACGCUGCGCUCUUCCCCCUCCACCACAGACAAGUGCAUUUGCGAUAGCAAGUCCUCUCCCAUUUGGACGCCAAAGAAAAAGCAAAACGGUCAUGUGGUCUACAAGCACAGAUCUCGGCUGUGCGAAUGCACGGAGGCCGAGGCUGAAAUCAUCCUCCAGCUGAAAAACGAGCUAAGGGAGAAAGAGCUCAAGUUGACAGACAUCCGCCUGGAGGCGCUUAGCUCUGCCCACCACCUGGACCAGAUCCGAGAGGCCAUGAACCGCAUGCAGAAUGAGAUUGAGAUACUGAAAGCGGAGAACGAUCGCCUCAAGUCCAGCGGUAACGCCACGCCGACAGCAACGCCGGUCAAGACAGCCCGGCCGCCCUCCGAGACCUCCAGCACCUCCUCGUCCUCCUCACGUCAGUCCUUGGGGUUAUCCCUCAACAACCUCAACAUCACAGACACCAUCAUGUCAGACAUUCUGCUGGACGACAGCUAUGAGGGCAAUCUACGCAAGGAAGGCCGCAGCGUGCGAAUAGUGGUUACCAUCAGCAGUGGGCCAAAUACCACCAAGGGUACGCACAGCCAGGAGUACCUGAUUGGGUCGAUAGGUGUGAGCGGGAAAACCAAGUGGGACGUGCUGGAUGGAGUCAUUCGACGCCUCUUCAAAGAGUACGUGUUUCGGGUAGAUCCUCUGACCAGCCUGGGUCUCAGCUCAGACAGCAUUGUCUGCUACAGGAUGGGCGAGGUGAUCCGCUCCCACGCCUCCGAAGUGCCUGAGCUGCUGCCCUGCGGCUACCUGGUGGGCGACAACAACGUCAUCAAGGUCAACCUGAAAGGUGUGAAGGAGAACAGCAUAGACAGCCUCGUGUUUGAUACGCUCAUCCCGAAGCCCAUCAUCCAGAGGUAUCUCAACCUGUUGAUGGAGCACCGUCGGAUCAUCCUCUCAGGACCCAGCGGCACCGGUAAAUCCUUCCUGGCUGCCAAGCUGGCCGAGUACAUCAUUUCCCAGAUGGGGCAGGAGGUGACUGAGCACAACGUGGCCAGCUUCAACGUGGACCAGAAUUCCAGCAAGGACCUGCGUCAGUACCUGUCCAACCUGGCAGAGCAGUGCAACUCUGAGGAGACGGACACAGAGCUCCCCACUGUGGUCAUCCUGGACAACCUCCACCACAUCGGCUCCCUCAGUGACAUAUUCAACGGCUUCCUCAACUGCAAGUACCACAAAUGCCCGUAUGUUAUUGGAACCAUGAACCAGGGAGUCUCCUCCUCUCCCAACCUUGAGCUGCACCACAACUUCAGGUGGGUGCUGUGCACCAACCACACCGAGCCGGUCAAAGGUUUCCUGGGCCGAUUCCUGCGGCGGAAGCUGAUAGAGACAGAGAUCGAUAAGAACAUGCGCAGCAAUGACCUGAUUAAGAUCAUUGACUGGAUGCCCAAGACCUGGCAUCACCUCAACAGCUUCCUGGAGGCACACAGCUCCUCAGAUGUCACUAUAGGCCCUCGUCUCUUCCUGUCCUGUCCCAUGGAUGUAGAAGGUUCUCGGGUUUGGUUCACUGACCUGUGGAACUACUCCCUGGUGCCCUACCUGCUGGAGGCUGUCAGGGAAGGACUUCAGCUGUAUGGCAAAAGAGCCGCGUGGGAGGAUCCGUCCAAGUGGGUGAACGACACGUAUCCGUGGAACGCCGCCUUGCUGCAGCAGGAGGGCCAGGCGCUGCUCCAGCUGAGGCCGGAGGACGUGGGAUACGACGGCUACAGCUCGUCCAAGGAGGGGGCCUCGUCCAAGCAAGUGUCUCAGAGUGACACAGAGGGAGACCCGCUGAUGAACAUGCUGCUACGGCUGCAGGAGGCAGCUAACUACUCCAGCACGCAGAGCUGCGACAGCGACAGCACGAGUCACCAUGACGACCAGCUGGACUCCUCGCUGGAGUCGGCGCUAUGAGAGCAAGAGCCGCGCUGGCAAACACCCAGAACCCCCAGAACCCCCAGAACCUGGGAACCUUCGAACCCCCGUCGCUAGCAGACACCCCUAUAGUCCACAGAUGUAUGCUAUAUGAAAAGUUCUAUUAUCCAAAUGGUAUACCCACCGUUUGAGAGAAAAGUCCUAUUUUUACUUAAUGAUGGUGCAAUAUUAAACCAAAUUAUUUUAUGUAUAAAGUCGCCAACGUGGCCCUCAGUGGUCACAAUGACAAACAAUGACACAUGUUGGAUUCCUCCACUGAGAUCAAAUCGUGUUCCUUUUUACUGGGUGUAUAACAUUUUAAGGAUACAACUUUUCAUAUACGUAGGCGGGGCGUGUCUGAUAAAGGACUUUAAGUUCCUCUGAAGUUGACUUCCAAGGAGUGAAUCACGUUUUGUGCUCAGCCGCGAUGAGCCACAGUUCACGCCAUUAAUGUAACGUUGGAUCUCGAAAGGAAGCCUAGAGUCUGACGUG